AUGCCAGGGAUGUGGGCAGUCGACAGCGGUGCGACGCAUCACAUCUGCAACGACAAGGCCAAGUUUGCAAGCCUGAAUGAGCGAGAGGAAGGCGAACUGUCAGUGGCUGAUGGCAGCAAGGCUGCGAUCAAGGGUGUGGGAACCAUCAUGGAACGGGUGGUUCUGCCCAAUGGUGACGAACGCGACAUCGAGAUCAAGGACGCACUGUUCGUACCAAGUAUGAGCAAGAAUCUGCUUUCGGUGCCACAGAUCAACAAGGGUGGCAGGUUCCAAGUCGUGUUCGAUGGAUCCAACAUGCAAGUGAAGCGCAAGAAUUCCACACAAGUCGUGGCAACAGCGGAUCUCGUCGAUGGACUUUACUGGCUGCGGACUCCUCAACGAUCGGCAAAUGCAGCAACACGCAAUGGGACCAUCGACUUGCAUGCGCGCAUGGGUCAUGCACCCCUCGAAGUUCUGCGCAAGAUGGUGGCCACUGGCAUGAUCAAGGACGCCAAGGCACCUCUCAACUCGACUGGUCCAAGUGUGUGUCGCGGUUGCCAGCAAGGAAAGAUGGUUCAAAAACCAUUCCCAACCAACCGUGACAAACGCCAAUAUGGUGUGUUCGAGUUGCUGCACUUCGACAUCUGCGGGCCAAUGGAACAAGUCUCGAUCGGCGGCAGCAAAUACUUACUGCUUGUGGUUGACGAAGCUAGCGGUUGCAUGAAGGGCUUCUGUCUGCGGUCCAAGUCUGAGAGUGAAGACUGUAUCAAGAACCACAUCAUCAAGAUUCAAACUCAGUUCGGCACGAAGAUCAAGUUUGUUCGGCACGAUGGAGCGCAUGAGUUUGCGACCAACUCCAUCAAGACCUUCUACGAAGAUCAUGGUAUCGAACAACAGAUCACGGUGCCGUAUGCACACCAGACCAACGGCACCACAGAACGCGCGAUAAGGACCAUCGUCACGAUCGGACGCAGCUUGUUGCAUCAUGCAAAGCUGGAGAAGUGUUUCUGGGCUGAAGGGGCAAUGACGGCGAUCUACAUCAAGAACCGCCUGCCUUCACCCAAGAUCGACCACAAGACUCCGUUCGAGAUCGUGUACAAGUCGAAACCAAGUGUCAAGCACAUGCGCGUGUGUGAAUGUCGGGCGUUUAUCCUGACACCAAGGGAGAAGCGAUUGAAGUGGGACCCGAAGGCUCGUGAAGGGAUGUUCAUGGGCUACGAAGAAGCGUCAAAAGCUUAUCGAGUGUACGACAUUGAGGCGGGCCAAGUGGUAAUCAGUCGUGACAUCACCUUCGACGAAUCGACUUUUGACUUUUCGAUGGACCGACCAAGUGACGAUGAUGAAGAUGCGGAGUUGGACCUCGACCUCCUGGCGAUCAACGAGGACGACGUGCGUCAAACCGUCUACAAGCAGACUGGCAAGCGCAAGAGUAAAGCAAGACCCGGCAUGUCACGUUCAGCUCGCCGGAACACGUCUCCAACCGUCACCAGAAACGACGAUCAAGUGCUCCAGAAACGAUGUCUGAUGACGAAGAAGAUGCAAGCGUCUACGAUCAAGAUGACGACUCGACGCCUCCAACAUUUUGGCGUGCAAGUGCAAACGCAGUGGAAGCAACGGACCUAG
Molecule: messenger RNA, 1602 nt
Organism: Peronospora matthiolae
Lineage: Eukaryota; Oomycota; Peronosporomycetes; Peronosporales; Peronosporaceae
Source: the annotation of a GenBank genome assembly